AUGCUACGAACCGGCCUUUGCACGGAUCGGACGAAAGUCUUCCCCGUUGCACCGAUCACCAGACGGUGCAAAGAACGAAAAGGGAAAUACGGGGUGGUCCAAGAGACGAUCCGUUUCCCCUCGUACGGACUCGAUCCGAGAUCUCGAGUCGCCGAGGAGAACGGAACGACGCCCGUCGGGCGACAUUCCAUCCGAUCCCUUCGAAUCCGAUGGAUUUUACCCGAUGACGACAGAGAGAAGCUUCUGGCGCUGACCCGCGGUCUCCGAGGACUCUACGAGGAUCCCGACUUCCGAGCCCGUUCCGAGUCCAUCUCCUAUUCCAGGAAGAUGAAGAACAUCGUCUGGAAGCGACCAAAGGAGUUGACCCCGAGCCCUCGACUGUUCGUGGCCGGAGUGAGUCGGACGGACAUCGUCCAGGGGAAUCUGGGAGAUUGUUGGUUCUUGUCUUCCUGUGCGGCCCUGGCGAGGGAGGAGGCUCUCGUCUACAGGGUAAGGACGGACCCCGACCCACGGAGCCCGGAGUUCCUUCCUCUCGGACCGACCCCGACCCGACCCCGACCCCGACCCCGACCCCAACCCCGACCCCGACCCGACCCCGACCCCGACCCGACCCCGACCCACGGAGCCCGGAGUUCCUCUUCCGUGAUUCCGCCGGACCAGGACCUGACCGGUCCUAAUUACAAGGGCGCGCUGUACGUGAGAUUCUGGCAGUUCGGUCAAUGGGUGACGGUGUACAUCGACGAUCGACUCCCCACCCUCCACGGGAAGCUCAUAUUUGCCCGAUGCACGGACAAAAACGAGUUCUGGAUCCCCCUCGUGGAGAAAGCCUAUGCCAAAAUCCAUGGAUGUUACGAGGCGAUCGAGGGGGGCCAGGCCAUGGAUGCCCUCGUCGAUCUCACCGGAGGUUUAGCCGAAUGUUAUCAACUCUCCGAAUCCAGUCUGGACCAGAGAGCGAAUCUCUUCAAACGUCUCUACAAGUCCGCCAUCUCGGGCGCCUUCAUCACCUGCUCCCGAAAGGGCGAUUGGACGCAGGCGACGAAGGCAGACGCGAUGGGGUUGGUCGGCGGUCACGCGUACACGGUGACGGGGAUCGCCAAGAUCAACGCCUCCCGCCUCGGACACGUGAACCUCGUCCGGGUCCGCAACCCCUGGGCCAACUCCGCCGAGUGGAAGGGUCCCUGGUGCGACGGGGACGAGAACUGGCGGUACGUGGACGAAUCCACGAAGCGGAAGUUGGACCUGCAGCACCAAGCGGACGGGGAAUUCUGGAUUACCUACGAGGACUUCUGCCUCGAGUUCGAGGAGGUUUCCAUGUGCACCAUGGGACCGGAUUUCGACUCCGACGGAAUCGUCGAUCGCAUCGGACAGGUGAAGGCGAUCCACGGGGCGUGGCGGAAAGGCGACAACGCCGGCGGUUCUCGCAACGACCUCGUCAGAUUCGCCACGAAUCCGCAGUAUCUGCUCACGAUAACGGAGCCCGACGACUACGAUCCGAACGGAGAAUGCAGCGUGCUCGUAUCGCUGAUGCAGGAAUACCGACGCCAGCAGCGGAGCCUGGGCGUGAAGAUGCUCCAGAUCGGCUUCAUGGUCUACGAGAACCCGUCGGGAGGAAGGCUGGGGGUCGGGCAUUUCCGUCGCCACUCGCCGAUCGCAUCCGCGACGCCGUACGUCAACCACCGGGAGGUGAACGCGAGGAUGGAACUCGAGCCGGGGAGGUACACCGUCGUGCCGUCCACUUAUCGUCCCGGGUGCGAUUCGGGCUACAUCCUUCGCGUCUACGGCGGAACGAGCAACUUCCAAAUAAAAUCGACGGAGGAGCCUGGGCGCCGCAUAUCGGAGGACUACUUCCAGUAUCACUACGAGACGGGAUCCUACGGGGCAUUCAUCAACUACCGGGAGAUCUACCGGCGGCUCGAGUUGAAACCGGGGCAUUACGUCAUCGUCCCGGCCACGUUCAUGCCGGAUUGUGAGGCUGGAUUCAUGAUCCGGGUCUACGCUGCCAAGCCCUUCCAACUCACCCUUCUCCCUCAUCAUCCUCGCCUUUGA
This is a messenger RNA of Darwinula stevensoni, 2046 nucleotides long. The record is from the annotation of a GenBank genome assembly. NCBI's taxonomy places the organism in Eukaryota, Metazoa, Arthropoda, Ostracoda, Podocopida, Darwinulidae.